Molecule: messenger RNA, 4217 nt
Organism: Carassius auratus (goldfish)
Lineage: Eukaryota; Metazoa; Chordata; Actinopteri; Cypriniformes; Cyprinidae
Gene: casp2
Product: caspase 2, apoptosis-related cysteine peptidase
Exons: 11
Coding region: 544-1854 (436 amino acids)
Biological process (GO): proteolysis; regulation of apoptotic process
Molecular function (GO): cysteine-type endopeptidase activity
Source: RefSeq, a predicted model, not a curated record
GCUAUUGGCUGGCCAGUAGGCUGGCUCAAUCAUCACCCGCGGAAGUUUGUAUUGAGAUAAUCUGAGAGCUGUCAGUUAUUUUUUAAAAAUACAUUUUUUUUCGGUACGAAUUUUGUCGUUUUGCGUGUUGCCUCGAGAACGAAGAAGAAAAGACUAAGAGAAAUUUAUUUUAAAGGAUGAAUUUAGCAUCGAGUACACGAAGCCUACACGACGCGCUAGCACCUGACUGCUAAUAGUAUUGUGUAGCUUGUUGUUAUUUUAAUAAUAAAAAAAUUAUCGCUCCUCAAUUUCAUAACCAGCCUAGGAAAGGAUCACAAAACUAUUUAAGCUGCAAUUAAGCAGCUGUCUUACUUUUAUUAUAAGGUUAGUGUCAGCAUUGUUAUGUAUCGUUUUGAUUAGCAUGCUAAUCUAGUUUGCAGCGCGAGCUAGCAUUUAUCAUUCUGGAUUUACAUCAAAUGAACCUCACGCUUCAUACAUCAUAAUUAUAGUGUAAUUUUCUGUCAUCUCCACACGGCAAGGACUGUACCAAAACAGAGGUUCAUCAUGCUGGGAGAUUGUGGCAUGAAAGAGUGGGAGAGACGAGCGCUCAGGAAGAACUCUGUCACAAUUCUGCAGGAUUUAGUGGUGGAUGAUCUGCUGAUCCAGUGUCUGCAACAAGAUGGAAUCCUUACAGAAAACAUGGCUGAAACCAUUAUGGCUAAACCGACAUCCCAGGGAAAGAGUCGUCAUUUGUUGUUUCUUUUGCCUAAACGUGGCCCUCAAGCAUUCAGCAGCUUCUGUGCUGCUCUUACGGCAACAGAGCAACAGCAUCUCUGCAGACUGCUCAUGGACUUUACUGAGAAAGACAAAAGCUUUUCAGAGCCAUCACUGUCCUUUCCAACUCAGGAAUGUGUUAUACCUGCGAAAAGAGCCCGGACUCAUGGGUCCAUGGAGAUGUGUUUGGAUGCCGACUCUCCCGUGACCACAGCUGUUCUUCCCUGCACGCCGGAUUUUUACCAGUCCCAUAGAUCACAGGCUUACCCGAUGCGCUCCUGCCCACGAGGACUGGCCUUGGUACUGAGUAACAUGAGGUUUGACUCGGCUAACAAUGAGUUAGAUGUCCGAAGGGGAGGAGAGGUGGAUGAAGAGACGCUGAGAAGACUUUUCAUGGAACUAGAUUUCACAGUCAGCCUCCACAAAGACCUAACAGCAGAGGCAAUGCGCAGGUGCCUAGAGCAGUUUGCCCAGCAGCGGGAACAUGCACAGUAUGACUGCACUAUUGUGUGUUUGCUGUCACAUGGAGUUGAGGGAUCUGUCUAUGGCACUGAUGGACAGCUGCUGGAGUUGGACUGGGUGUUUGAGGUAUUUGAUAAUGCCCGCUGCCCUCUGCUCCAGAAUAAGCCAAAGAUGUUCUUCAUUCAGGCUUGUCGUGGAGAGGAGAUGGACAAUGGUGUGGACCAGUUGGAUGGUCAGGAACGGACUCAGUCUCCAGGCUGUGAACAGGGGGAUGCUGGCAGAGAGGGGGAAAGAGAUGACAAACAGAGGGAGGAGAAUGACAGGGAGAGACUGAGAGUCAAACUGCCCCAGAGAUCCGACAUGAUCUGUGGCUUUGCCACCCUCAAAGGUUUCAGCACUGCUGCAAUGAGAAACACCAAGAAAGGGUCCUGGUUCAUUCAGGAACUGAACAGCGCAAUCCGACAGAGAGCCAACAACACACACCUGGCAGACAUUCUUGUGCAGGUAAACAGUCGAAUUAAAAGCAGAGAGGGAUAUGCACCCGGUUCAGCCCAUCAUCGCUGUAAAGAGAUGUCAGAGUUCACCAGUUCCCUCUGUAAAGACCUCUACUUCUUCCCCAAGUACUACCCCAACAACUAGACACACACACACGCACUCUCCAGACAUGAAGCACACACAGAACACACUGCCCUCAGAACUGAUUUUGAUGCAGUUGCUGGAGCUCAGUGCAUGUGUGUACAUCCAUCACCUGCUGUACACUCAGCGCUCAGCACAUAACACACAGAGUCAUGUAAAUCUACUUACACCCAUUCCAUGUGUCGUCUGUUUCACAUUCCUCAGCACAAUGACAGGUUCAUUAGGAUGUGUGUGCAUCAUUUACAAAUGAGUGUUUUUUAUUUCUUUUUUGUCUACGAUGCACUUAGAAAAUGUAUUUUUUUUAUGCCUUGCUCUUUUUUUUUAACCCAUGAAAUUACUAAGAGUAAAGAUGCCAUUUGUGAGAAAUAUGUGGGAAAAAAAAUCCAUUUGUUUUCAUGUUUUAUAGGGGGAGAUUGGGGUUAAAAAUAUUUUUUUUAUUCAAAUAUUAUUCUUUUUUUCAUUCAACAGCUGUGUAAAAUUUUACACAGAAAUACCCUUUUUUUUACUGAAGCCAAUAUUUGAUCAGGCUCUUGUUUUAACAGAUUUAUUUUUAUUGUUUUCAAUUUACUUUGUACAGUUUUUUUCUUUCUCAAGUUAACUCAAGUUCUGUAUGUUUUGUAAUUGCAGAGCUUUUUUUAUAGCCAACCUGUAAUCUUGUUGAUACAUUCAGAGCAGCUGCCUGUCACACAUACGGUUGGUUGUAUGGAUAGACAUGCAUAGUAACAUUGUGCCAGUACUAUACCAAACCCCUCCUGCCAUUUCACUCAUUGGAUUCACUCAUACUUUAUCUUUGGUUUCCUCAGUGCAGCUUUUCAUGCAUUCUAUCAACAUCAGUACAACUUUAAAUUAAUGUUUUCUAUAAGUACUGUGGCAUGACAAAUGGUAAUUUUCUUUAGUAACCCUGUGUUCACCAUGGCAGCUUUAUUGGAUUUUAAUAGGGCUUCCUGACUCAAAGUUAAAAAAAAUUCUCUAUUUUGGUUGGCAUAUAAAAGUUAUUUUAAAAAAAAUAUAAAUACUCUUGAUCGUCCUGUAAAUAUUCAUGCAAUUCAAAAACUUCCGGAUUUCAGUUUCAUUCCAAAUGGUGUUUUCAAUGCGGAGUAUUGUUAAAAAAAAUAAAUAUAUAUAUAUAUAUACUCGCGCACACAUCCUCAUAAUGUUUCAUGAUUAUGCCUGUACAUAUGCAUAUUUCUUUUACUCUUGCACUUUUCUUUUCACUUUAAACAUUCUGUGUGCCAACAAAUGCACAUUAUGGAGACUGAAAGGAUGCUGUCUGGAAGAAAAGCCUGCAGGUGGUGGUAGAGAGCCUUUGUGCUUCUUUAGCUCACCUCGUAUCAUUUAGAGAGCGGUUCCAGGGUUUAGACUCAGUCUUCUUGUUCUGCACACACACCAUUAUUCCUCCUGGGAAUCUAGAGCGUAAAUUUGAUUCCAUCUGUGUCUUUGUCUUCCUGAUUCUGUAGUCAUGACCUUAAGGUUAUCACUCAAUGUGAUUCUUUUAUUUUACUGUAUUUUAUUUGUACUGUUUUAGAAGCCAAUGAUGUAGAUGUACACUGUUCAUGCUGAUAUUGCUUUCAAUCAACCUGCUUAUUAUUUUUUAUUUUACCUAAUAAGCUUCUUUGAACUUGAAUAUAGGGAUAGGUUAAUUUUAAGCAAAUUUAAAAUCCUAAAUAUAAAGUGAGGGGCUGGUGCAGAUAAAUAAUUUAUAAAAGAUUACUUUCAUAAUGGGAAAAAGUGCCAUGUUUGUUUAGAAAAAAAAAAGUAUUUAAACAAAUGUCUGGGUAUUUGAUGAAAUAUUAUUUUCAUCAGUCAUAUGAAGUUUUAAAUAAAAAACAAAACUAAAGUAGGAAACAUAAAAAGGUAUAAAACUAAAAGGUAUACACUAAGAAAAUGUAUUAAAUUCAAACCCAAAGUUUUGCCAAACUGUAUAAGUAUUUCUUAAAUCCUGCACUCAUUCCAUUGAGAGAAUGCCAGCGCAUUUACAGUACGUUCCCCAAAACCAGCCUAGCUUUGCUUUAAACAACUCAGGCUAUUUCUCAGGCUGUGUUAAACUGGUUUUGAAUGUGUGUUCAGAAUUGUAAUAGGGGAAGCGUUGUGAUAUUUAGCCCCUUAGGUUCUAGUUGUGGGAACAAAUGUUUAAAAGUUCCCUUAUGAUGGUAUUGAAACCCACAAUGGACAGAGAUGCAUAUUAUAAAAUCCAGUUUAGUUCCUGCCUGAUGAGUGCCUACCUUAAUAUUACAUGGUUUAUUCACUGCCUUUUUCAUCUGUACUAACCAACUAUGAAAGGUGCUUAAAGAAUCUUUAGGGAAACUGCCAUUUUUGUAUUUUUGUAAUGCAAAAGCUUCCAUGUAAUAAAGAAAUACUGUUCCAAA